AGAUCAAAAUUCAAAGCGGGUAGAUAAAAAAGAAAAAAGCCUUCCUUGGGGCCGCUGCUUAAUAAUAUUUCGCGGAAGAAGGAAGGAAGACCAGAGAAAGUCCUCUCUUUCGAAGAUUCCAAAUUUUAAUCGAAAUCCAGAUUUUUCCCCAGGGAUCUAGCAAUCGAUUUGGGUAGAAGAGGGUGAAAUUAAGGAAGAAGGAAAAAGAUGAUGAAUCGGCUAUUUGGGAAACCAAAGCAUGAGGGUAAUGCUCUCCAGACAUUAGACAAGCUCAACGAGACGCUUGAGAUGCUAGAGAAGAAGGAGAAAGUGCUGUUAAAGAAAGCUGGACAAGAGGUCGAGAAAGCCAAAGAAUACACUCGUUCUAAAAACAAACGCGCGGCUAUUCAGUGCUUGAAAAGGAAGAGGUUGUAUGAGCAACAAGUUGAACAGCUUGGCAACUUCCAGCUCCGUAUUCAUGAUCAAAUGAUUAUGUUAGAAGGCGCAAAAGCAACAACCGAGACUGUUGAUGCGUUGAGGAGUGGAGCUUCUGCUAUGAAAGCUAUGCAGAAAGCUACGAACAUAGAUGAUGUAGACAAGACCAUGGACGAGAUCAAUGAGCAGACAGAGAACAUGAAACAGAUCCAAGAAGCAUUGUCUACUCCAAUCGGUGCGGCUGCUGACUUCGAUGAGGAUGAGCUCGAAGCUGAGCUUGAAGAAUUAGAAGGUGCAGAGCUUGAAGAACAACUUCUUCAGCCAACACCAAUGCCUUCUGUUCCAGGGCGUCAACCAGUCCGUCCUGUUGCUCCUAAACGGACAGCCGAGGAAGAAGAACUCGCUGCAUUACAGGCUGAGAUGGCCCUCUAAAGGUUAUUGACUUGGUUUGAGCAGAUCUGUGUAUGCAUUGAUGAUAAACAAGAACAUGCGAUGUAUAUUAUAUAAAAAGGAUCACCAGAGUCAAAAUCAAACUGGACCGGAACUUUAAGAAUCAUCAUCGCCGUGAAUGUUAUCAACAUUUGACUUGCUCACAUAUUUUUAUAUUUUAUCGUUUUGUAAUAUUUGAAUCGUUUGUGACACGUUGUUUUUUCUGUAGUUUGUGACAUGCAUCGUUAUACUCAA
Messenger RNA from Raphanus sativus (radish), 1098 nucleotides. Its product is annotated as vacuolar protein sorting-associated protein 32 homolog 2. NCBI's taxonomy places the organism in Eukaryota, Viridiplantae, Streptophyta, Magnoliopsida, Brassicales, Brassicaceae. Gene Ontology annotation, biological process: late endosome to vacuole transport via multivesicular body sorting pathway; vesicle budding from membrane. The transcript is spliced from 8 exons. Gene Ontology annotation, cellular component: ESCRT III complex; cytoplasmic side of plasma membrane; multivesicular body. Bases 208 to 846 code for a protein of 212 amino acids. The record is from RefSeq and is a predicted model, not a curated record.